UCACUUUCGUGUGUUUGUGGGACUUGUAGUCUAUUUAAAACGUGGAUGUAUGGUAUCACGAGCCGCGGGAAACUACAAGUCCCAUAUUCCACAAUGAGGAAGUAGCGUGACAAAACACUGCUGAGGUUGCUGCACAAAACGCGAAAAGAUGUCUCAUGUUGUAAAGAAAAGAAAAUUAGAUAAAACCCGUCAGGACAGCCUGUACUUUGACAGCUACUCCGAUGUGACUAUUCACGAGGAAAUGAUAGCGGACCAUGUACGAACCAACACGUACAGGAUGGCGAUACUGAGGAACAGUGAGUGUAUUCGGGGUAAAGUUGUGCUGGAUGUCGGGGCAGGAACCGGCGUGUUGAGCAUCUUCUGUGCACAAGCCGGUGCCAAGAAAGUGUACGCGGUUGAAGCUUGCUCUAUCGCCGAGCAGGCUGAGAAAAUAGUGAAGCAGAACAACAUGGAGGAUAAAAUCCAAGUUAUACGAGGCACGGUGGAGACGGUGGACCUACCGGAGAAGGUGGAUGUGAUAGUGAGCGAGUGGAUGGGCUAUGCGCUCCUACACGAGUCCAUGCUCAACUCGGUCCUUUACGCGCGGGACAAGUGGCUGCGACAGCCGGGCGGUGUCAUCCUGCCCAGUAAAGCCGAACUCUACAUCGCACCCAUCAGCGACCCGGUGGUGGAGGACCGCUUACAUUUCUGGUACACAGUCAAAGACCAGUACGGCGUGGACAUGUCCUGCAUGUCCGACUUUGCUAGGAAAUGCAUCAUGAACUCGGACAUCACUGUGAACUCUGUGACCGUGGAGGACGUGCUCUCCCACCCGGCCCGCUUCGCCGAGCUCGACCUGCAUACCGUCACCGUGGAGGAGCUGCGGUCGGUGAAGGGCAACUUCAGAUGCGAGUCCUUCGGUUCGGCGGCGGUGAACGCUUUCUGUGUUUACUUCACGGUGACUUUCCCCUGCCCGGACAAGCCGCAAGCGCUUGUGCUCUCCACGUCCCCGUUCAAACCGGAGACGCACUGGAAGCAGGCGGUGCUGUACCUAGACGUUCCGGUAGAUGUGGUGCAAGAUACGCUGAUUACCGGAGAGAUCAGCAUGUAUCCCUCGGAGCACAGCGCCAGACAUAUAUGCAUCCAUGUGGACUACACGAUAGGAGAGCAGAAAAAACAAUCCAAGACUUUUUCUAUCCCUGACUGGAGCUCUGAGGCCCAGCCGUAGUGUGGUGGCUGUGAACGCACCAACAUGUUACAGUCACCAGGCAGCACACUGAAAUGCCGAAGUCCUUGAACUUCAUCUAAUAUUAUCUGCCACUUAGACCUAAACUUUCUCACUGUACGCGUGUAUGGGUACACAGUAGGGCAGUUGCUGGUAUUUUUGCUGUGUAGAUUAUUAUUAUCAUAUUUAAAAACUAUAAAAAUCCAAUUGGAAGGCACUGCAAUGCUUCAGCUGACAUCUAUACACAAGAGUUUGGUUUUUACUCAUCUCAACAGGCCAAAUAUUUAGUGCAUUUUUAGAUUUUUAGACAAAGUGGCAACUACAAUCUAACGUGAGUUACAAUACAUGCUCUUUGUUUGGAGUUGUUUACGAUAUGUCUUACAGUACAACAUUUGUUGUCACACCUAAUAAAUAAUUUGACACCUGAAUUGGAGGAAUAAAAAUGCAUAUCCUUAACACCUAUGUUACUGCAUUUUAGUUAGCUUCACAUAAACAAACCAACAUGUUUUUGAAAGCCAGUAAUGAUAUUUUUGUAUUGCAUACUGUAUCAAAAUAUUGCAGUAUGACUUUUAAAGGGGCACUCCCCUGAUUUUACACACGAAGAUCAGUUUACUCAUGAGCAGGAGUACCCUGAUGAUGUCAUCAGGGUUAUCUCUGCUCUGACUUGAGACUUGAAUUUUUUAACAGAAGCCUGUGUUACAGACUGUAGUUGUAGAGUUUGAAAGAAGUGGGCAUUUAAGAUGUUUUGAGGGUCUAAUAAAAGACCCUUUCCAGUUGCAUUAUGGGAAAUGUAGGAUAUAGUGUCUUUGGAGCUUGACCCAUACUAGUGACUCAAAGUCAGAAUAUCGUGGCCUCUGCUGCACAGAUUUUGACCAUUCUCUUUUAAUCUGUCUUUUGUGAGUCUCCCAACUUCAUGGAAGUGACGUAGUAAAUUGCUGCCUUUACCAAUUUUAUUGUUAUCAUGGUGGUAACAUCAUUUGAAACAGUGUUUCGCCAUCUGAUGAGACUAAAACUACUAAAUGUCAGAUCCGUCGAAUAUUUUUAGGUGGGUCUGAAGCUCCUUAAGGCAGAGUGAGGCAGGUUUCACCGGCGUUCUUACAAACUGUUGAAUAAAUUCAAAACCAAGCUUCAGAUAUCUGAUUUUCUAAUAAAUUCAAACAUGCAUAUUGUGUGGAACCUGAUCAAAAUGCUGCAAUCGAAACAGAAUUAAACCACUAUAUUGACUUGGACUAGCUCUAGUCAGGCAGGAGGUGUUUAACACUGGCUGGUAUUCGGUUUUUAAUAAAGCAUCGAAUUGGCUCAUUAUUUUGGUUUAAAGCUAGCGCAUGCUGUCAUCUGUUGACAGAAACCACUGACUCGAUCGAAACAGGCCACACCUUGCUAUACUGAAGUGAGUGAAAAAUGAUCUUGUAGUUAAGAGGAACAAUCAUGCAUAAAUAAUAAAAUUUGAUAGUUUGGUGAACAUUUAUCACGCAUCAUUUAUUUACUGAAGAAUAUCUGCUCACUGAUCAGUCUUUUUGGUUUCAUUAUGAUGCCUCGGAGUCAACAUACAGAAAGUUGGUUUGGAGUUUUUUGGCAUUGCAGGGACUUUCAUUAAGUUUGGUGAACAGACACCUCUGUGUGUCAAAGAGAAGUCAUGUACAAACUGUUCAAUAUUGAACAAAUGGGAACUAGACUCUAAUAAAUUGUUUGACUGUU
Messenger RNA from Thunnus maccoyii (southern bluefin tuna), 2902 nucleotides. It is a transcript of the gene prmt6, whose product is annotated as protein arginine methyltransferase 6. The record is from RefSeq and is a predicted model, not a curated record. Lineage: Eukaryota; Metazoa; Chordata; Actinopteri; Scombriformes; Scombridae. The transcript has a single exon. Gene Ontology annotation, biological process: peptidyl-arginine methylation. The coding region runs from base 149 to 1207 and encodes 352 amino acids. Gene Ontology annotation, molecular function: protein-arginine N-methyltransferase activity.